UGCCUGAGCUCGUGCCGUUCCCCAACGGGCUCAAGGGACCACCGAAGCACAGCAGUGCCCCCCGUUCCACUUCGUCACCUCCUAUAGAACAGCCCAGCUCAGCAACACGACGAAGACCGCCUCUUCCUCCUCAGGAGAUGAGUUUCCGCGAAACCUCUGCCAAGUCCAAGAUUCCUCCACCUCCGGCGCCUGCACUAACAAUUACUAGCGAAUUACCGCCACUUCCGACAUGGAUUGAAAGGCAAUCAAAUCUACCCCCUUCUGGGCCGCGUGCGGCAAAACGCAACAGGCAGGUCUCGACGAGUGGAGAUGUUUUUGACGAUUUGUCUUCGACUUCUCCUUCUUCUAGGGCGCAUCCACCUCCUGCAAGCGGAUAUGGUAGAGAAAGUAGGGAUAAUGCUGUGGAAAAUGCUGGUAACCCCCUACCAAAAGGCCCACGAGCGUUGCGCCCGCCUACGUCUGAAUCCACUGCUCAAGGAUGGAUUAGGGAGCGAUCUCCGCCGAGUAUGUUUGGUGCCGAAGGUCAUAUGAGAGGCUUUGAAGACCAGAGCCGAGGGUCGAUGUAUCCUCAUCCAAUGGAACGAGGACAGGGUCGGCCUCCACGCGGUCGUGGAGAGUUUUCUAGGCCUACGUUGUCUGGAACUAACAGUCUUCCUCUUGGAAGUAGAAAGAGUCUUGGUGGACCCCUGCCCUCGUCGUCCGGAGGGGAUGCUCCUCCCUCCUCAGGGAAGUUCAUGGAUUCUCGCCUUCCGGAUGGCAAUAGCGGGGGACUUCCGAUGAGGAAACCAAGAAAUGCGCCUGGCCCGUCGGAUUCUCGGAUGCAUGUGGAAGUUGAAGUUAACCCUCGACACAGAGUGUCCGAUAAUGGCUAUCCGCAUAGACUGAGAAAUGAAGAGCCUCGCAUUUCACCUCAGGAGCCUCCUCCAAAUCUCCAACGAUACGGUCAGGAACACCCUUCCCUGUCUUUUGAACGACGAGGCGGAGAGAGAAACAGGGAUGAGCCUCCUCGUCAGUAUCCUCGCCAAGACAAUUUUAGUACCAGUCCAAACGAUGAACACCGACCAGCGACUCCACCUCCUUUGUCGAGAGAUCCCUCGCAGUCUCAUUCAUGGGAAGGUUCUCGGGGUUCUGUACGGUAUGACAAGGAACGAGAGGGUGGUCGGAGAGAACGAUUCAGAGGCCGAGAUGAUAGAGGACUACCGCCUCCUGCCCCGCCUCUUGAGGAGCCUGUACGAAAUGACGUUGAGAGGGAGAGGGAAAGACCUGUCAGCCCUAGUACCUCCCGUCUACCUCCUGGACACGGUCUCCCUAACAAACCGGAGGGACUACCACCUCGACCGAGACGUGAUGAUAUGGACGUUGAUGACGGACGGUAUCUAAGGGAUGGGUUUGAGGAGCGACCGUUGUUGAGACGCGGUGAGAUAGAGAUGAGCUCGUGGACCCAGCCGACGAUGAUUCGAAGAAGAGACGAAGAAACCACAAGUCAAGGAGAGGUGGUGGUGGUAAGAUGAGGGUCUAGGUUGCUAAUCGUUCUUUGUCCGGAUGUCGUUACCGUGUUACGUACAAAAUACUAUUGGUACAUACUACAUAUGAGUUACAUUAUAGCAUGUGUUCUUUGGAUUAUAUAAUUCACAGAGUUGCUCAAGUUCAGACCAACUAUUGGUAUCUGUGUACUAUGUACCAGGAAGUUGAACUCACCGAUUCUCG
Guyanagaster necrorhizus is the source of this 1707-nucleotide messenger RNA. RefSeq lists its product as uncharacterized. Bases 138 to 1511 code for a protein of 457 amino acids. NCBI's taxonomy places the organism in Eukaryota, Fungi, Basidiomycota, Agaricomycetes, Agaricales, Physalacriaceae. The transcript has 7 exons. The record is from RefSeq and is a predicted model, not a curated record.